AUAAUAAAUUACCAGUUGACCUAGACUAGCUAUACACAGUUGAAAAAUUUAGUAAAAUAGUUCAGAUAAAUAAUAGUUCAGUCUGAUGGCAAUAUUUUUUAAAAAAUCAUCCAAUACUCCCCGGACGAUCCACUUCCCCCGGAAUUCAAAAAUAAUUAACCCCGAAGAAUAGAAAAUUCCCUCGCGUCCCGCCGCGAAAACACGGACUCUGCUAUCUCACAAAAUAUGCCCCUCCCUCCGAGUUAUAAUAGCGCGCACCACCACCAUUGAAUCCGCACCCCCGUCAACUCAGCGCUGAAACCGUUGAAUUUUCCUCCGACUGGCUCAGUAGCGCCAGGCGUCUCGACGCGGCAGCACACACGAGGAUAUUUUUCACCUUUUUCACUAUCAUCCAGCGUAAAGCUUGGCGCCCCCUCGUCCUCGUCCACUCGGAUACCGCGCAACCCCUGCGGGCUCCAUCGCGCGCCGACGGGAUCCGCCCACCCCGGGCACCCGCCGAAAACUACCCCUACGCUAUUUCACUUGGUAUUCCGAGGCCCUCGGCACCGACUUUGAAGUAACGCGCGCGUCAACUCCCUCAACGCCCUCGUGUGUUCUUUGUUUUGUUCUGUUCAGUUAACAUCAAUUAGUGUCAGACAUUGUGAAUCCUUUCGUCAAUCAAUCAGCUAUGGAAUCGCGUUGACAUUUUCCCUCGAUUUAUCACCAAGGAUUAAACAACUGGGAUUAAUCGUUAACUCAUUGACAUGGAGAUGUUCAGCACAAUCGAGAUUGACUCAACGUCGAGACUCAUUGCCGACAGUGGUGGCUGUUGUGUUUGUGGUGACAGUGAUAGUAGUGGUGAUUAUCACAAGUGCACGAGUUCAUUAACAUCUUGUUACAAUCGAAGUGUCACACGUACAUUAGAAAUUACAGUUGUCAUCCUGUUGCUGUCGCUUGGCUUCACCAAUGCCUAUUCGUCCAAGGAUAUCAAAGUAACUGCCCAAAUUCCGAAAGAAGCUGAAGUAUCUCAUGGAGUUGAGAUGUCCUGUCAAUGGGAGAUCCGCGAAGGAAAGAGCCUCUACUCGGUAAAGUGGUACAAGGAUGGCCACGAAUUCUUCCGCUACAAACCAAUUAAUCAUCCUAGAAUACAAACAUUCCCACAGCCAGGAGUUAAACUAGACAAAAUAUCCAGCAGAGAAAAUGCGAUACGUUUGAUGGACGUCAGCUUCACUAGUACGGGUCAAUAUAAAUGCGAAGUGUCCACUGAAGGACCCGCCUUUGCAACUGCUUUCAAAACGGGAAAUCUGACUGUAAUAUCCCUACCGAAACUAGGCCCCGAAAUUACCGGUCUGUCAUCUCACUACGCCGUUGGGGAAAAUGUAACGGCCAACUGCACCGCAUGGCCGUCCAUCCCGAGGGCAGAUCUUCAUUGGACUAUCAACGGCAUACUGGUACCCCCAGAGCACACAAUUGUCUACCCAUCACUGUAUCCACCUUCCUCAGGAGGUGUAUCAAACACAUUAGGUCUCCGUUUGGAAGCGGAGGACCAUCAUUUCAUCAAUGGAGUCGUAAAAAUUCGAUGUUUAGCAUCCGUUGGCUCUCAUCGAAAGGAAUCGGAGAGGCACGUACAAAUGGCACAUGUCAACAAUCAGAGGCUGAGUGCUGGAGAUCUCCGUGGAGCAGCCCGGGGUAUUGCCCAUCGCAUCACCACCAACACCCUCCUCAUCAUGCUCAUUAUAUUCGUAACAACGUGAUAAAUACAUAACUCAGGCAAAUAAAAAUUGUUUCGGAGUUUAUGAAUAGUCCGUUAGCAAUAAAUAGUCUGUUUAUCGAUUAAAAAUGAACAAUGAGUGGUGAGUGGCCUUGAGAUGAAAAAAAAAUAUAAAUGUUCACAUAAUUAGAAUGGUCAAUGUUUACCGAUUAAAAGUCAAACGCACGUGGAGCGCUUGAAAACUCGACAAUUGUAAACGCCGGAAGCUCUCGAGGAUGCGCCUUUGUGUCUUGAGUGCUUACAGAGGGAUUAACUUGGCACACAUAUACAUCUACACGUGAUACAUACGGUGACACUACCCUUGGGAUUAUACCGAGUGGGUUCCUCCUCGUUGCUGUACUGAAGGCCACUCAAGCCACCGAGUGAGAGGAAUGAAAAUGGGAGGACAGGAGGAAUAAAAUGGGAAAACUAUGAAGUUGAACUGGGUUAAAAAACAUACACAUGGAAUACACUUGGAUGAUGGGAUAAGAAAUUUUGUUGAUGGGAUAGCAUAUUGGGAGAGGGAAGUAAGAGGAUUAAAACCAGUUGGGGAUAAAUGGAGGUGAAAUUUGAAUAUAGAUUUCACGAUCAUAAAAUCACACCAAGUCAACUACACGUGCUCAAAAUUUUCACCUGAGUCAGACUUUGAAAUUAUAAUUAUUGAAAAUUUCCCUGACAUGGAAGUUCCAGCAUCACGAAUUCCGAAGCUCAUGGUAAAUGUAACAAAUCAAUUCAAUCCACCCCUCAAUAUCCCUGAAUAAAUCGGUAAAAUUUUUAGGGCAGAGAAAAAAUUAAUUGAGCUUCCGAAACUAUAGAAAAAAAAAAAAGAUUUUGUAUUAAAUAUUUCUCCCCAUGUUGGUGCAGUCGUCAAAACUUCACCCUUCCGAAAUUUCUGAAAUGAAUACUGCUAAAGUCCCUCGAAUUGUAUCACAAGUUAAAAAUAUGAUAAUAGUUUCAGUGCAACUCAAUGAACCCCAUCCCCUAAAACAUUUUCCAGCAACUGAUUUCAAUUAACAAUUUUCCAACUCCCCUCAUCCGAUUAUACUUUAUGCACGAAACUCCCCAGGCGGUUGAGUUUCGAUUGCAAAUUCAGUCAAGAGGCAUGCAACUCUUGAAUUUGUAAAUAUAACCAGGGAGGAAACCUCAGGGUUAAGUCCCACCACCGCAGCAACUGUCGGCGUUCAUGAAAAUCCAAAGUACUACAUAGACACUGAGAGCUGUAUGUGUACUUCCGGUACGUUUACUCAAUGUGGCAAUCACACCGAUAUAUUCAACCCAUCUCCUGCGGCUGAAACUCUCUCCACAUAUAUGAGCGUGAAACACUGACCGUUUGAUCGAUUAGCCACAAGCCAAUUUUCGAAGGCACUUACCCAUUGACCUCGGCAAAUUCAUGGGCGAAAGUAUAAAUAGCGAGAGUGUGAUAUAAAUAUUAAUGUACAUUGAGUGGAAGGAUUUUUGAUUAUUCAAGAAUUGUAAAGGAAAAUUCAAUUGAUUAGGGUUUACGUAGAUAUACAUUAAGGAAUGAGUGCUGAUGUUCAGGGUGAAUUGAGAAAUGAUCAUGUGAUGAUUGUAUUAAUUUACUAGAGAGGGAAUGGGCUAGAAUGAUGAGGGGUAAGUUUGGGGGAGAUGACGACUUUGUAAAAUCCAAUUAAAAGCCGAGAUGCACUGGAAUAGCCAGUGUCGUCCAGGGGUAUUAUAAGAGGGAACUAAAGAGGCUUAAUUUACGAUGCUCUAAUGUUGAAAACAAUUGGCUGAAUUUUCCGGGAAAAGCUCUUGCAUUUUAUUCAAGAAAAUGAUAAAGGAAUUCCAAGUUCUUCGGAAAAUUGUAGUAAACCUUCGUUGCAACCGGAAAACAGAUAUUACACAAUAGACAUGAUAUUUCAUUUUCAAAAAUCCUGGACGUUUCAUGAAAUGUCUUGAAAAUUCCGAAGAACAGAAGAUUAGAGAAGAGGUUUUCCGGAGUAGUUCGGGAUUUUGCAUUAGAAAUUAAAAACUCUCAAUUUCCUGAGAAUGAACACAAAUGCUCAUCUCACCCUGACCCACCCCGUGGACUAAAUCCCCAGUCUAUGCGCGGAGAAAAAAUUUCCUCAAAUCAAUCAAGAAUAACAUUUUUGAUUUGAGAAGAAAUAUCUUGUCUGGGCAAUGGAGCUAACGAAUAAAUAUGGAAAUAUUUAAUCUAAGAGGAGUAUAAAUUUAUAACAGCUGCGACUGGCCUCGCUGCACAUAUCACCCUUCACACGAGCAUUUGAAAAAAUAAUUUUCGUUCUUCACUCGACCCACCCAUUUCGUGGAUUAUUACGGGUCUCGGGUUUAUGUUUGUUCCGCCAUUGUAAAAUUAUUGAUCACUUCCUCCCUUGGAGCAGCCCAGUACGGUCCGAUGUAUGAGGAUAAUUCCUCGUUCACUACCUACUGUCGGGAGACCGAAUGGCCCAACUUCAGGUGGAUAUUCCGCUUACCGAGGAAUUAUUGCCUUUGAGCAAGACUCGUCAUGUCAUUUUUUUUUCUCUCCACUUUCAUCCGAAAAACUUCGAUUUGUUUCGGUCAUCAACGAGACAACUGGUGAAUCAAUAGGCAUUCCAAUACUCCCAGUCGACAACACCCAAACCUGAAACGGCUGGGAAAACCGGGGGGGAAAGGGCUAUUUUUUUCUCUUAUUCAGGAUUUUUCAAUCUCGAUAUACUACCAGUCGCAGGAUAUAGGAAAAUUUUCGCUGGUCGAUUCGAUUUCCGGGGGAAAAUUUUACUCGUCAGCUCGAGUAAUCCGAUGCCUCCGAGAAGGAAGGAGAUGCGGGUGGAGCGUCGAAUGAGGUGUGCAAGGUGAACGAAUAGCUGAUGCCGGAUAUUCGAUUUCUAUCCAACUCACUUCGGUUUUUCAACUUAUUUUUCAUUAUAACGCUUCUUGCACAUAAAUUCCGUCACUCAAUGCAUACACCCAGGGAAAUGAUUUAUUUGAAUUAACUGGAUUUAUUUUGAUAUCUCGUGAUAAAGUUUUAAAUUGAAAUAAGUUGGAAUUAAAGUUCACUCUGAUUUUCUCUAUUUAUUCACAUGAAAAAAAAAUCAAUUUUCAAACAUGAAUAAAUAUCUCUUCAUCUGAUGUGAAUGUACCAUGUAUUUCAUGCAAGGGAAAUAUUUACAAUGGAACACAAAUAUUAGUUUAUUAAUUACCAAUGCGGAGAUGUAUUGAAUUAAAAUGUAUUACUUCUCUAAUGGGUACAUUCAGAGAAAUUGAAUAUUUGAAUUCAAUGAUCCAACUUAUCGACAUUGCACGCCAUGUAAAAUUCAUUAAAGCUCACCGCUGAUUUCAACCCCAUUUAUACGAAUACAAAAUGAAUAUUUUUCAACACUGCGUUGAUCAGGAUAAUGAUUUUACUGAUUGAAAGAGGAAUUCUUGUUAAAAAAUUUUUAAAGCCACUUUUGCUUAUUUAAUACCGUCAAUUUAAUCGUUCUCUUUUUGUGAAAAAAAAUCGUUAACACACAAUAUUUUCAUAUAAUCCCUUAAGCUAUUAAAAUAAAUCGUUGAUUCAGCGCUAAUUGAUUAUUCAUUCUACCAUCAGAGCAUUUUGUACUGAAAUGAAUAGAUGAUUUUGAAUGGAAAUAUGAUUGAAAUGAAAACAAUGAGAAAAGUUCCGCUUGAAGAAUUUUAUAAGCUCAACAAAAAUAUAACAAUAUAAUUUGGCCAAUUAAAAUUUGAUUGAGAGAACUCAUAACGACAUAAUGGAAAAUCCUCUAAAUUUUGGGCCUCUGAUUUCUGAAAUGAAAUUAAUUGACAAGAAAAUUUCUUUGUGACUGCAUUUGACUAGAAUAAUUCAUUUCACUGGAUGUGACCCAAUCAUAUAACAUUUCUGAUUCAUCAAGAGUGGAGAUCGAUAUGAAUGACAUGAUGCGAUAUGAUCAAUAUGAAUGACACAAGAAUUCACGACUAGACGUAAAUUAAAUCAACUACUUGAACCUGAGUUUAUUAGUGAUUCCCCAGGAGUUUGAGUCAAUGUAAGAGGAGACGGAAGUACCACAAUUCUAAAUUUGUUUAUUGCACGAUGAAAUGAUAAAUAUAUUGACACCGAGGCAUAUAAAUCCUCGAGAACACUUGUAUAGAGAUAAGGAAAUUCUGAAAGGAGAAGAUAUUACGUAAAAUGGAUGAAUAGAUGUAUAUUCUCCUUGGUGAGCCAUGCAGACAGACAUUUUCAAUGGAAAAUUCGUGCGAAUGUCGUCCUUAAAUGUUGUGGACAGACAUUUAUUGCGUGAAUACCAGAGGCGGAGGAAGGACAAAUGUACUACGAGGAAAUCUCAUCAGAAUGAUAUAAUUAUUUCCAUUGAUUUAAAUGAAAGAAAAUAAAAUGCAAUUUUUAUUCAAAAAUGCAAGCCAUUACGCCACGUUUAUGAGCAAUUCAAAAGUUAUGCCAUACUUUAUUUAUUUAUGAAUAAAAAUAUAUAUCAAAAUAAAAAACACCCAUAGAAUGCUUUACAUUCCCAAAAAUAAAAAAGCUCAACUUUUUUCAAUUUUUCAAUUCCAAUUUAAGGAAUAUGGAUAAUUUUUUCCGUCCAAUUUCACGGUUUUUUUUUCUCUCAGUAAAUGUGUCCCUCCAAUUUCCUCCGAGUUAAUCACAAAAACAAGCAAAGAGAAAAAAAAAUCCCCCCAAAAAAAUCACAACAAUAUCUUUCGCAGCGUUGAAGGCGUUGUUUUGCACCGGUAACAAGCCCCGUAAGCUAAAUUCCCUAAAACAACACGAGAAAAAAAAGAAAUGUCAAUAAGACACGACGAGCAAAAAAUAAACAAACAGGAACGACACAAAAAAAUGGCAACCGCACGUGACUCCAGAGUGAGACAAAAUAUCGGGGUGGAACGCUCGAUAAAACGGAUUUGAAAAUCCGUGUAUGAACGUGACGGUGUUGCAAAAGCUUCUCCUUUUUUUUUUUUACUUUUUUACUUUUUGCAUCUCUCAUCUUACGAUUGUGGAGAGACCUCUUGCACUUGGUACGAGGCUCGAGAUUGUAUCCAACGAUUUCCAAAUGUGACUUCAAUUUUCCAACAAAUGUGGAGAACGAAAAGAAUGAAAAUUGCGAGGAUGAGAAACAAAAAUCAACGAUAAGAGAACAAAUUAUUUGAGAAAAAUGGUAGCGAUAAAAAAAAUUGUUUCCAGUUACGUAAUGUGUUCGCAGUUGAGAGUUUAAUCGUUGAAUCCCAUUCUCCAUUUGGGAGAGAAAUUAUCGGGAUUAGGAGUUCACUGGAAAUUCACAAUUUUUAUCCUCCAAUUUACAGUUUUUUUAAUCUACUUUCAGGGAUUUUUUCCUGAAAAGAGAGGAAAAUUUUAAGGAGAGGAUAUUCAGAGGAUG
Molecule: messenger RNA, 7059 nt
Organism: Diachasmimorpha longicaudata
Lineage: Eukaryota; Metazoa; Arthropoda; Insecta; Hymenoptera; Braconidae
Exons: 5
Coding region: 744-1733 (329 amino acids)
Source: RefSeq, a predicted model, not a curated record